AUGCUCAGUGGAGAGCACAUAGAAGUGGGAGAGGGCAGAGCCGGGGGGAAACUUGCAGCAGACACUGCACGGGAAGGGGUAAGUGAGGUUGUGGGGGAAGGGGCAGCAGAGGCUAGACGGAAAAGGGCAGUAGAGGCUGUACGGGAAGGGGCAGGAGAGGCUGCAUGGGAAGGGGGAGCAGAGGCUGGAAGGGAAGGGGCAGCAGAGGCUGCACGGAAAGGGGCAGCAGAGGCAGCACGGGAAGGAGCAAGUGAGGUUGUGGGGGAAGGGGCAGCAGAGGCUGCAGAGGAAGGGUCAGCAAAGGCUGCACGGGAAGGGGCAGCAGAGGCUGGAUGGGAAAGGGCAGUAGAGGCUGCACGUGAAGGUGCAGCAGAGGCUGGACGGGAAGGGACAGCCGAGGUCGUAGCGGAAGAGCCAGCGGAUGCCACACAAGAAGGAGCAGCGGAGGCUGCAGUGGAGAGACAAGCAGAAGCUGGAGGGGAAGGGGCAGCAGAGGCGAGUGCAGCAAGAGGAAGUGCAGUGGGAGGUACAGCAGGGGAGGAGGAUGCAGGGGCUGCAGAGCAUGGGGGUGGAGCAGAGGUGGGUGCAAGAGAGAGUGCAGCCCCGGCAGCAGUAAAAGAGGGCGCAACAAGGGCUGCAGCGAGGGAGGGGACAGUUGAGGCUGCUCCGGCAGCGGUUGGGACAAUAGCUAGGGCAGAAGGCGCCUCCAUGGGAGUGAAAAGUGCCGCAGUAGGUGCUGGCAGUGACGAGCCAGCAGGGAACGCAGGCGUAGGGGAGAUGGGGGCAGCAAGAACAGGGGAGGUAGGGGGGGAUCCUCAAGGGGGGCUGGUGAUACUUACAGAGCAGGAGGCACGCGAGGAUUUCAUGCACAUUGACGGCCCACUGGUUGUCUAUCUCACACUUGCCUCUGAGGCGGACCGAACUGUGCAAAGAAAGUUUUAG
This is a messenger RNA of Closterium sp. Yama58-4, 942 nucleotides long. The record is from the annotation of a GenBank genome assembly. NCBI's taxonomy places the organism in Eukaryota, Viridiplantae, Streptophyta, Zygnematophyceae, Desmidiales, Closteriaceae.